UUCAUUCUCAAUACUUUCUUUCCCUCUUCUUGUUUCUCUUUUUCCUAUUUUCAUUUGCUGGCCACUGCCACUGUUGCUUGACUCUUUUCUAUUUGACACUAAUGCCCUACCCCAAAUGUCCCCUCUGCCUCUGGGGGCCUCUUUCUCAUCUCUUCCACUAGUUUCACUCUCCAACUACCUAUCCGACUCCAAACCAACAAAUUCUUUUACCACUUCCUCAAUACUCUGUUCUUCCAACCAACCUCACCAUUCCCCUGACUUAGCUUCAAAGAUAUACUUUGCUGCUUCCUGUGCACAACCAAACCACCUGUGAUUUAUGCAUAAAAUUGAACAAGAAGAAGAAGAAGAAGUAGACAGAAUAGUACUGGUGUUUUGAGUUUUGAGCAUAUGGGCUUUGGUAGAGUUCUCUGCUUUCUGAUAAUCUUCCUGUGUGGCACUUCCUCUGUUUCUACAGGUUUGGGUUUCUCGAGAAUCGCAACGACGACAAUACAUGAGCAGGCCAAUUUCAACUUUCGCGGCGGUCGGAAGGACAUCAUGGCUCCAAUCACCACAGUCCCGAGUACCAAUCCAGCUGUUCCAAUCCUUAACCCGGAUUCACAGCCGGAUUCCGCGGCCCCGGCCACCAUUGGUGGUCCGACGAUAACUCCGGCUGCUGGGGCGGCGACAACAGCUGCAGGCACGUCUCCGCCGGGAGCGAGCUGGUGCGUGGCGAGCCAGAGCGCGUCGUCGACGGCUCUGCAGGUGGCUCUGGAUUACGCGUGCGGGUACGGCGGCGCUGAUUGCUCCGGGAUCCAGCCGGCGGGGAGCUGCUACAAACCCAAUACGCUGAGGGACCAUGCUUCCUAUGCAUUCAACAGUUAUUACCAGAAGAAUCCUUUGCCCACCAGCUGUAAUUUUGGAGGCACCGCUGUUGUUACCAGCACCAAUCCAAGCACGGGGACAUGCCAACUUCCCUCAACUAGGUGAAGUUUACUUCCUCUGCCUUUUGCCCUUGUUCUCUCAUCUUUAUUUUCAUUUGUUCACUUAACGUUUGAAUUAUUACUACAGCACAAGCUCGUCAAUACUCAACACCACGAACUCAAAUGGUGCAACAAUUUUCGGUGCAACGCCUUCUGGUCCUUCUUCCCCGUUCUCAUCAUCAUCAUCAUCACCUGGUCCUUCUGCUCGCCUUGCUGUUUCAAACCAGCGUCUCAUCAUCGUUCUCUGUUCCAUGGCAACCCUUUUGAUCUGUAUUUUAGACCAACAGUUACAAUGUUUUAUUUGUAGCUCUGUGUUGAGUAACACACGAGGAAGCGUAAAGUGAAAAUUUCAUUAACGGACUUUCUCUUUCUUUUUAGUCUUUCCCGUAUUUAAUUAAUUUGGAUUUUUUUCCUGCCGGAUUGAAUUGCUCGAUUUUAAGAAAUCAAAGAGAUUAAAACCGGGGAUGAAC
This is a messenger RNA of Linum tenue, 1429 nucleotides long. Lineage: Eukaryota; Viridiplantae; Streptophyta; Magnoliopsida; Malpighiales; Linaceae. The record is from the annotation of a GenBank genome assembly.